Messenger RNA from Cucumis melo (muskmelon), 515 nucleotides. RefSeq lists its product as uncharacterized. NCBI's taxonomy places the organism in Eukaryota, Viridiplantae, Streptophyta, Magnoliopsida, Cucurbitales, Cucurbitaceae. Bases 74 to 322 code for a protein of 82 amino acids. The transcript has a single exon. The record is from RefSeq and is a predicted model, not a curated record.
UCAUUUCAACCAACAAAAAUUCAAAUCCAAGAAGCAAAAUAUUGAGAAAUUUUUAUAGUGAAAAAAAAGGAAAAUGAGUUCGUCAACAAGAGCUUUGGUUGUAGCAGCCACCGUGGGCGUCGUGGAAGCACUGAAGGAUCAAGGAAUAUGCCGGUGGAAUCAUCUGUUAAGAUCGGCGCACCACUACGCUAGAAACCAUGUCCGGUCUAUUUCUCAGGCUAAGAAGCUUUCCUCCGCCGUGCCUUCCGCCAACCGCUUCCAACAGUCGGAGGAAUCUCUGAGGACGGUCAUGUAUCUUAGUUGUUGGGGUCCUAAUAACUGAGCGCAACUCAACAAACCGUCCAUAGAUUACUCUCCGGUUUUGACCGGCGCUGGUCAGUUUUCGGAUCGUGAUCGUAAUCAAUUGUAGACGGUUGGGCCGCCUGUUUUCAUUUUUUAUUUUGGAAGGAUUGUAAAAGCAAUUCACUUAAUUAUUUAAUACAAUUGAAACAAAGAGAGCUUCUUCAGCACUUUAA